Gadus macrocephalus (Pacific cod) is the source of this 2677-nucleotide messenger RNA. RefSeq names its product contactin-3-like. Gene Ontology annotation, biological process: cell-cell adhesion. The coding region runs from base 364 to 2607 and encodes 747 amino acids. The transcript is spliced from 18 exons. The record is from RefSeq and is a predicted model, not a curated record. Lineage: Eukaryota; Metazoa; Chordata; Actinopteri; Gadiformes; Gadidae. Gene Ontology annotation, molecular function: protein binding.
GACGUACGCCUGGGUCUUCAACGAGUACCCCUACUUCGUGCAGCAGGACCACCGGCGCUUCGUGUCCCAGAAGACGGGGAACCUGUACAUCGCCAAGGUGGACCCGUCGGACGUGGGGAACUACACCUGCGUGGUGAUGAACAGCGUCACCAAGGGCAAAGUGCAGAGCUCGCCCACCUCUCUGAUCCUCCGGUCGGGCGACGUGAUGGGCGAGUACGAGCCCAAAAUAGAAGUUCAUUUCCCCGACAACGUGCCCGCCGCCAAAGGAUCAACAGUCUCUCUCGAGUGUUUUGCCCUUGGGAACCCUGUCCCAGAGCUGACCUGGAAGCGUGCCAACGGGUGCCCUUCCCCAGCAAGGUGAAGAUGAAGUACUCCAACGCCGUGCUGGAGAUCCCAGCUUCCAGCAGGACGACAUGGGCGGCUACGAGUGCGUGGCGGGAGAACCGGAUGGGCCGGAACACCGCUGCCGGACGCCUGGCCUUCUACGCCAAGCCCCAGUGGGUGCAGACCAUGAAGGACACGGCCCUGGCCAUAGAGGAGCGGCUGCAGUGGGAGUGCCGGGCCAACGGCAAACCCAAGCCCUCCUACAGCUGGCUGAGGAACGGGGAGCCGCUGGAGCUGCAGGACCGGAUCCACGUUGAGGAGGGGGUUCUGACCAUCGCCGUGGUGACCCUCUCGGACGGCGGGAUGUACCAGUGCGUGGCGGAGAACAAGCACGGCUCCGUGUACUUCGGCGCCGAGCUCAUGGUCCUUGGUACGCUCGCCGCGCCGCCGCCGCUCGCUUAUCAAUCCUCCACGCCAAGGCGGGGCUCCACCGUCACCCUGGACUGCCGGCCCCAGGCGUACCCCCUGGCCAGCAUCCUGUGGAAGAAGGGGACCCUGCCCAUCCACACCAACGACAGGGUCACGCUGUCCGCCGACGGGGCGCUGCGGCUGGCCAACGUCACGCGCUCUGACGCCGGCAGCUACAGCUGCUUCGCCAGGAACCGCUUCGGCAUGGCGAGCACCACGGGCAGACUGCUGGUGACAGACCCCACCCGGAUCGUGCAGGGCCCGGCGGACGCGGAGGUGACGGUGGGCCGCAGCCUGGUGCUCCCCUGCCAGGUGGUCAGCGACCCCGUCCUGGACGUCUCCUUCUCCUGGGCCUUCAACGGCCAGCUCAUCGCCAAGGGAGACCGCCACUUUGAGCUGCUGGGGGGGAGGUCGGCGGGGGAUCUGAUGAUCAGGAACAUCGAGCUGAGCCACGCGGGGAAGUACAUCUGCGUGGUGGACACCGACGUGGAGAGCCUGUCGGCCGUGGCCGUGCUGGUGGUCAAAGGCCCCCCCAGCCCCCCCGCCACGGUGACGGUGGACGAGCUGACGGACAGCACGGCCCAGCUGACCUGGAGCCCCGCCCAGGAGCACGGCAGCCCCGUGACCCUGUACCUCAUCCAGACCCGCAACCCCUACAGCGUGGGCUGGACCCGGGUCAGCACCGUCCCUGAGGUGAUUGACGGCAGCACCCUGACGGCCACCGUGGUGGAGCUCAACUCCUGGGUGGAGUACGAGUUCAGGGUGCUGGCCAGGAACAGCGUCGGGGUGGGGGCACCGAGCCCCGUCAGCAGCAAGACCAGGACGGAGGACGCAGUUCCCGACGCCGCGCCACUCGACGUGAACGGAGGCGGCGGGAGCCGGUCUGAACUGGUCAUCACCUGGGAGCCUGUCCCUGAAGAACUGCAGAACGGCGAGAGCUUUGGUUACAUCAUCGCCUUCCGCGCCUUCGGGGACGUCUCGUGGACGCACGUGGCCACCUCCGUACCCGGCGCCGCGCGCUACGUAUACCGCAACGACAGCAUCGCUCCCUUCUCGCCGUUCCACGUCAAGGUCGGGACGUACAACAUCAAGGGCCAGGGCCCCUUCAGCCCCGUCGCGACCAUCUACUCGGCUGAGACAGAGCCCAGCAGCAUGCCCGUGGGGGUCUGGGCCAGAAGUGUCUCCGCCGCUGAGAUCGAAGUCAACUGGCAGACGGUGUCAUUCCACGCAGAAAGAGUUCUGGGCUACGAGGUGGUGUACUGGGAGGACGACACCAAACCCGAGACCAUGGGCAAGGUGCGGGUCCCCGGGAACCAGACCUCGGUCACGGUGGGCGGGUUGGAGGGCAGCACGCAGUACUUCCUGACGGUCAGCGCCUUCAACACGGCCGGCACCGGCCCCUUCCUGUCCGCCAUCAACGCCACCACCAAGAAGCCCACCCCGGCUCAGCCCCCUCUGAACAUCGAGUGGACCCUGAUUGGUCCUCUGCUGUCCCUCUACUGGGAGCCCGUGGUGGCCAUGGACCUGGAGUCUGAGGUCACCGGUUACCAGGUUUCCUACAGGAGUCAGAAGCACAAGGAGGUGACCACGCUGAUGACGGUGGGCGCCGCGGCCGAGCUGACGCUGCUGGAGGACGACGUCUACGUCAUCCACAUCCGGGCGCUCAGCGGGGGAGGGCUGGGCCCGCCCUCUGAGCCCCUCCACAUCCACCAGAUCAGUAUGAGCGCGCGUGGCUCCGGAUCGUGGAGCUCAGACCUCUCCCCGCUGGCUCUGGUCCUGGGUGUCACCGCCUCCACCCUGGGCUCCGCCUCAUGACACCACGACGGACCCGCCCCCCCUCCCCCCUCCCCUGGGCUCCGCCUCAUGACACCACGACGGACCCCCC